UUCGGGGGUCUCGGGAGUCUCGGCCUCGGUAUAACCCAGCUCCCCAAGAUAAAAAAAAAUUAAAGCGGGAGCCCGCCUCUACCGGCUUCGAGGGGCUGCGGGCCGGGAGGCGCCCCGGGGCGCGCGGCUGGAGGGGGCGCGGCUGUGACUCAGCCAGCUCCCCAGCCUCCCUCCCCUCCCGCCCAGCCGCACUCCCCUCCCCUGCCAUCCCGCCCAGGACUCGGGCUCCAGCACCCGCCGUAGUCUACAACCUCCGCCGCCGCCACCAGCUCGCUGGCGGCUCAGGUGGCCCCCGCUUCCAUGUCCUAGUGCAGGGGGCCCCCGGGCCGGACUCGGCUGGGCUCCCUUCACUCUCGGCUGCAAUCAUGCGGGCCAGCUCGGCUCUGCAGGUGCUGGGCGUCCUUCUCAGUCUGGCCCGGGGCUCGGACGUGGGCAACUCGCAGGCAGUGUGUACUGGGACUCUGAAUGGACUGAGUGUGACCGGCGAUGCUGAGAACCAAUACCAGACACUGUACAAGCUCUACAACAAGUGCGAGGUGGUGAUGGGGAACCUGGAGAUAGUGCUCACCGGCCACAACUCUGAUCUCUCCUUCCUGCAGUGGAUCCGAGAAGUGACAGGCUAUGUCCUCGUGGCCAUGAAUGAGUUCUCUACGCUACCGUUGCCCAACCUUCGAGUGGUGCGUGGAACCCAGUUCUACGACGGGAAGUUUGCCAUCUUCGUCAUGUUGAACUACAACACCAACUCCAGCCAUGCUCUGCGCCAGCUCCGCUUCACUCAGCUCACUGAGAUUCUGUCAGGGGGCGUUUAUAUCGAGAAGAAUGAUAAACUUUGUCACAUGGACACAAUUGACUGGAGGGACAUCGUGAGGGACCCAGCUGCUGAGAUAGCGGUGAAGGACAAUGGCAGAAGCUGUCCUCCCUGCCAUGAGGCCUGCAAGGGAAGAUGCUGGGGUCCUGGACCUGAAGACUGCCAAACAUUGACCAAGACCAUCUGUGCCCCUCAAUGUAAUGGUCACUGCUUUGGGCCCGACCCUAACCAGUGCUGCCAUGAUGAGUGUGCUGGGGGCUGUUCAGGCCCUCAGGACACGGACUGCUUCGCCUGCAGACACUUCAAUGACAGUGGAGCCUGUGUGCCCCGGUGUCCACAACCAUUGGUCUACAAUAAGCUGACUUUCCAGCUGGAGUCCAACCCUCACACCAAGUAUCAGUAUGGAGGAGUUUGUGUAGUCAGCUGUCCCCAUAACUUUGUGGUGGAUCAAACUUCCUGCGUCAGGGCCUGUCCUCCUGACAAGAUGGAAGUGGACAAAAAUGGGCUCAAGAUAUGCGAGCCUUGUGGGGGCCUGUGUCCCAAAGCCUGCGAGGGCACGGGCUCCGGCAGUCGUUUCCAGACUGUUGACUCGAGCAACAUCGAUGGAUUUGUGAACUGCACCAAGAUCCUGGGCAAUCUGGAUUUUCUCAUCACCGGCCUCAAUGGAGAUCCAUGGCACAAGAUCCCCGCACUGGACCCAGAGAAGCUCAAUGUCUUCGGAACAGUUAGGGAGAUCACGGGCUACCUGAACAUCCAGUCGUGGCCUCCGCACAUGCACAACUUUAGUGUUUUCUCCAACCUGACGACCAUUGGGGGCAGAAGCCUCUACAACCGGGGCUUCUCAUUAUUGAUCAUGAAGAACUUGAACGUGACGUCUCUGGGUUUCCGAUCUCUGAAGGAGAUCAGUGCUGGGCGUAUCUAUAUAAGUGCCAAUCGUCAGCUGUGCUACCAUCACUCUCUGAACUGGACCAGGCUGCUGCGGGGGCCAGCAGAUGAGAGGCUUGACAUUAAACACAACCGGCCGCGUAGAGAGUGUGUGGCUGAGGGCAAAGUGUGUGACUCUCUGUGCUCUCCCGGGGGCUGCUGGGGUCCAGGCCCUGGUCAGUGUCUGUCCUGUCGAAACUACAGCCGAGGAGGUGCCUGCGUGACCCACUGCAACUUUCUGAAUGGGGAGCCUCGAGAGUUUGCCCACGAGGGUGAGUGCUUCUCCUGCCACCAGGAAUGCCAGCUCAUGGAGGGCGCUGCUACGUGCAAUGGCUCAGGCUCUGAUGCUUGUGCCCAGUGUGCCCAUUUCCGAGAUGGGCCCCACUGUGUGAGCAGCUGUCCCAACGGAGUGCUAGGUGCCAAGGGCCCCAUCUACAAGUAUCCUGAUGCUCACAAUGAAUGCCGGCCCUGCCACGAGAACUGCACGCAGGGGUGUAAGGGACCAGAACUACAAGACUGUUUAGGCCAACCUCUGGUGCUGAUCAGCAAAACCCAUCUGGCAAUGGCUGUGACAGUAGGAUUGGCAGCGGUCUUCCUGAUCCUGGGGGGCACUUUUCUCUACUGGCGUGGGCGCCGAAUUCAGAAUAAAAGGGCUAUGAGGCGCUACCUGGAACGUGGAGAGAGCAUAGAGCCUCUGGAUCCCAGUGAGAAGGCUAACAAAGUCUUGGCCAGAAUCUUCAAAGAGACAGAGCUGAGGAAGCUCAAGGUGCUUGGUGCUGGCGUCUUUGGAACUGUGCACAAAGGCGUAUGGAUCCCUGAGGGUGAGUCCAUCAAGAUUCCAGUCUGCAUUAAAGUCAUCGAGGACAAGAGUGGACGGCAAAGUUUUCAAGCUGUGACAGAUCACAUGCUGGCCAUCGGCAGCCUGGACCAUGCCCACAUCGUCCGGCUGCUAGGAUUGUGCCCGGGGUCAUCUCUGCAGCUUGUCACUCAGUACUUGCCUCUGGGCUCCCUACUGGAUCACGUGAGGCAGCAGAGGGAGUCGCUGGGCCCACAGCUGCUGCUCAAUUGGGGAGUGCAGAUUGCCAAGGGCAUGUACUAUCUUGAGGAACAUGGGAUGGUGCAUAGAAACCUGGCUGCCCGCAAUGUGCUACUCAAGUCACCCAGUCAGGUUCAGGUGGCAGAUUUCGGGGUGGCAGACCUGCUGCCCCCAGAUGACAAGCAACUUCUCCACAGUGAAGCCAAGACACCAAUUAAGUGGAUGGCUCUUGAGAGCAUCCACUUUGGGAAAUACACACACCAGAGUGAUGUCUGGAGCUAUGGUGUAACUGUUUGGGAGCUGAUGACAUUUGGUGCAGAGCCCUAUGCAGGGCUGCGGUUAGCGGAAGUACCAGACCUGCUGGAGAAGGGGGAACGGUUGGCACAGCCCCAGAUCUGCACCAUUGAUGUCUACAUGGUCAUGGUCAAGUGUUGGAUGAUUGAUGAGAAUAUUCGUCCCACCUUUAAAGAACUGGCCAAUGAGUUCACCAGGAUGGCCCGAGACCCACCACGGUAUCUGGUGAUAAAGAGGGAGAGCGGGCCUGGACUAGCCCAAGGGGCAGAGCCCUCCACUCUGACAGACAAGGAACUGGAGGAAGUGGAGCUGGAGCCAGAAUUGGACCUGGACCUGGACUUGGAGGCCGAAGACGACAGCCUAGCAACCACUCUAGGCUCUGCUCUCAACCUGCCAUCUGGAACACUCCCUCGACCCCGUGGGAGCCAGAGCCUCUUGAGUCCAUCAUCUGGAUACAUGCCCAUGAACCAGAGUAAUCUCGGAGAGGCCUGCCAGGAGUCUGCAGGCUGUGGUGCUAGUGACCGGUGCCCCCGUCCAGUUUCUCUGCACCCACUGCCACGGACUCGCCUGAUCUCAGAAUCUUCGGACGGUCACGUGACAGGCUCUGAGGCCGAGUUCCCGGAGAAGGGGUCGAUGUGUCGGAGCCGGAGCCGGAGCCGCAGCCCCCGGCCCCGGGGAGACAGUGCCUACCAUUCCCAGCGCCACAGCCUGCUCACGCCUGUCACACCUGUGGCCCCACCGGGACUAGAGGAAGAGGAUGUCAAUGGUUAUGUCAUGCCAGAUACACACCCCAAAGGUCCGCCUUCUUCCCGGGAAGGUACUCUUUCUUCAGUGGGUCUCAGUUCUGUCCUGGGUACUGAAGAGGAAGAUGAAGAUGAGGAGUAUGAAUACAUGAAUCGGCGGCGAAGGCCCAGCUCAUCCCGUCCUCCUCGGCCCAGUUCCCUUGAGGAGCUGGGCUAUGAGUACAUGGACGUGGGUUCAGACCUUAGUGCCUCUCUGGGCAGCACACAGAGCUGUCCGCUCAACCCUGUGCCCAUUGUGCCCGCUGCUGGCACGACUCCGGAUGAGGACUACGAGUAUAUGAAUCGACGACGUGGAGGUGGGCCAGGGGGGGAUUAUGCAGCUAUGGAGGCCUGCCCAGCAGCUGAGCAAGGGUACGAAGAGAUGAGAGCUUUCCAGGGACCUGGUCAGCAGGCCCCCCACGUCCGUUAUGCCCGCCUGAAAACACUCCGAAGUCUAGAGGCCACCGACUCCGCCUUUGAUAACCCUGAUUACUGGCAUAGCAGGCUCUUCCCCAAAGCCAAUGCCCAGAGAACCUAGCCUCUUCUCCCUCGAGGCUCUCAGGAAGCAUGUGAUGGCAGCUAGUGCCUCCAGAGGGUACCCUUCUUCUCCUUACCCCUUCUCCCCACUCCCCAAAAUGUGUCAGCCCCAUUUCUGUAGUCCUAGACAAUUCCAGCCAACCUUUGGAGGCUCUGAAACCCCUUUGACACAACAUUCAUGUGGUAUGUAGCCAGCCGUGCACUUUCUUUCCAUUCCCGACCCCAGGAGAAGAGGUUUGCCUCCUUGGUGUGCUAUUCCCAAUCCCCUUCCUCAGGACUCUCUGCAGAUAUGAAGGAGCAUUCCCCACAGCCCCUCCGCUCAGGCCCUGGCCUGCUAGGAUGAGACCCAUUUGUGCGCCUUUGUCCCAGAGUGGACCACAGGAGAGGGGACAGAUGUGGCAGAAGGAAAUAAGACCUGCGUGUUCCUAAUCCUCAGAAAAGCCAAGAAACCCACUGUUCUGUAAAGAAUGGAGUACCUGCUGAUUCCUGGGGACUGUUGACUAUGAGCCAGACAUCUGACUGAACUUUACCUCCAUGAUUUCCCUUCAUCUUUUCUGCUCCUUACAGUUGUGAGGCACAGGGACCCCGUAUUACACAUGCGAGUAGCCCCUAUCCCCGCCCUGCCC
Molecule: messenger RNA, 5007 nt
Organism: Ochotona princeps (American pika)
Lineage: Eukaryota; Metazoa; Chordata; Mammalia; Lagomorpha; Ochotonidae
Gene: ERBB3
Product: erb-b2 receptor tyrosine kinase 3
Exons: 28
Coding region: 366-4382 (1338 amino acids)
Biological process (GO): protein phosphorylation; nervous system development; multicellular organism development
Cellular component (GO): signaling receptor complex; basal plasma membrane
Molecular function (GO): neuregulin receptor activity; protein tyrosine kinase activity; ATP binding
Source: RefSeq, a predicted model, not a curated record